AUGUUGUCAGGCGUCCUCAUCUUCAAUCAAAAGGGUGAGAACCUCAUCUUCCGCGCCUUUCGCAACGACUGCCGCCCCCGUCUCGCCGACGUCUUCCGCAUCCAGGUCAUCUCGAAUGCCCAGGUCCGCUCUCCCAUUCUGACUCUCGGAAGCACGACUUUUAGCCAUGUCAAGCACGAGAACAUCUACCUGGUGGCCAUCACCAAGAGCAACGCCAAUGCCGCGCUCGUCUUCGAGUUCCUGUACCGGCUGAUCCAGCUCGGCCGGGGAUAUUUUGGCAAAUUCGACGAGGAGGCCGUAAAGAACAAUUUUGUUCUCGUCUACGAACUGCUCGACGAAAUCAUCGACUUCGGCUAUCCCCAGAACACCGAGACCGACACGCUCAAGAUGUACAUCACGACCGAAGGCGUCAAGUCCGAGUCGCGACCCGAGAACACGUCUAGGAUCACAAUGCAAGCCACUGGCGCCCUGUCUUGGCGAAAGGCAGACGUCAAGUAUCGCAAGAACGAGGCCUUUGUUGACGUUAUCGAGGAUAUCAACCUCCUCAUGUCGGCGACGGGUGCCGUCCUUCGUGCCGACGUCAACGGUCAGAUCAUCAUGCGCGCGUACCUGUCCGGCACCCCCGAGUGCAAAUUCGGCCUCAACGACCGCCUCUUGCUCGACAACGACGGCCUUCACACCCUCCCAAGUGGCAACCGCAUGGGCACCAAGGCAACAAAAGCAGCGGCUGGUAGUGUCACGCUAGAAGAUUGCCAGUUCCACCAGUGUGUCAAGCUUGGCAAGUUUGACAGCGACCGCAUCAUCAGCUUCGUCCCGCCCGAUGGUGAAUUCGAGCUCAUGCGCUAUCGCGCCACCGAGAAUGUCAACCUCCCCUUCAAAGUCCACGCCAUCGUUAACGAAGUUGGCCGGUCCAAGGUCGAGUACAGCAUCGGUGUCAAGGCCAACUUUGGUCCCAAGCUCUUCGCGACCAACGUCGUCAUCAAGAUCCCGACGCCCCUGAACACGGCGAAGAUCACGGAGCGCUGUACCCAGGGCAAGGCAAAGUACGAGCCUUCGGAGAACGUCAUUGUCUGGAAGAUUAGCCGCUUCACCGGCCAGAGCGAGUUUGUCCUCAGCGCCGAGGCUAUACUCACCAGCAUGACCAACCAACGCACGUGGAGUCGCCCACCUCUGAGCAUGAACUUUAGCCUGCUCAUGUUUACCAGUUCAGGGCUCUUGGUACGGUACCUCAAAGUCUUUGAGAAGAGCAAUUACUCAAGCGUGAAAUGGGUACGAUUCUGA
Messenger RNA from Emericellopsis cladophorae, 1281 nucleotides. RefSeq names its product AP-2 complex subunit mu-like protein. The coding region runs from base 1 to 1281 and encodes 426 amino acids. The transcript is spliced from 3 exons. Gene Ontology annotation, biological process: clathrin-dependent endocytosis; intracellular protein transport. Lineage: Eukaryota; Fungi; Ascomycota; Sordariomycetes; Hypocreales; Bionectriaceae. Gene Ontology annotation, molecular function: clathrin-cargo adaptor activity. Gene Ontology annotation, cellular component: cytoplasmic vesicle; AP-2 adaptor complex. The record is from RefSeq and is a predicted model, not a curated record.